GUAGAUUGGAUACAUGGCUCACACAAAUGAAUCAGUGGUGUUGGAGUUUGUGCUUCUGGGACUCACUAACUCUUGGGAACUUCAGCUUUUCCUUUUUGCCAUCUUCUCCAUCGUGUAUGUGACGUCGGUGCUGGGCAACACCAUGAUUAUUGUCAUCAUUGCCUCUGACUCCCGUUUGAACUCUCCUAUGUACUUCCUGCUCAGUAAUCUUUCUUUCAUUGAUAUCUGCCAGUCUAACUUUGCCACCCCUAAGAUGCUUGUGGACUUUCUUGUCGAGCACAAAACUAUCUCCUUUGAGGGCUGCAUGGCCCAGAUAUUCCUUCUUCAUAGUUUUGUUGGGAGUGAGAUGAUGUUGCUUGUAGCUAUGGCAUAUGACAGAUUUAUUGCCAUCUGUAAGCCCCUACACUAUAGCACCAUCAUGAGUCGCAGACUAUGUAUCAUUUUUGUGUUUAUCUCCUGGGCUGUGGGUAUUCUUCAUUCAGUGAGCCACUUGGCUUUUACAGUGGAUCUGCCGUUCUGUGGCCCCAAUGAGGUAGACAGGUUCUUUUGUAACCUCCCCCUGGUGAUAGAGCUGGCUUGCAUGGAUACUUACAAAGUGGAAAUUUUGACCCUAACUAACAGUGGCCUCAUAUCCCUGGGCUGUUUCCUGGCUUUAAUUAUUUCCUACACUGUCAUUUUGAUCACUGUCCACCGCUGGUCCUCCAGUGGGUCAUCCAAGGCACUUUCUACAUUGACUGCCCACAUCACAGUGGUGAUUCUUUUCUUUGGGCCUUGCAUUUACUUCUACAUAUGGCCUUUUAGCAGACUUUCUGUGGAUAAGUUUCUUUCUGUGUUCUACACUGUUUGUACACCCCUGUUAAACCCCAUCAUCUACUCUCUGAGGAAUGAAGAUGUUCAAUCAGCUAUGCACAAGUGGAGAAACCAUCACGUGAACUCCUGGAAAUACUAAGGAUCACCAUGAAGGAACCUAACCCUAAAUGGAAAUGAAGAGCCCCAGCUGGAGCCCAGCAUUGUGUCAAUUAUUUUUUGUAAUGUGAGGGGUUAUCAAGUUAUAGAAUUUGAUAUUUGUCCUAAGUGCAAGGGGAUUGCACAAAAUCAGUUCCUGGUUUGCUAGUGAAAUAUAAUUUUAGGUAAUUUUUCAUUGCUCAUAAUUCAAAAGUACAAAUUCUUUUGACAAUAUUUAGUAAUCCUUUUAAAUCCUUUAUACAUAAUUUAGAGAUUCUAAUCUACAUAAAAAGCUAUUCAUGUUACUAAACUUGUGAUUCUCAUCAAUUGAACAUAUGCUAUUUUCAAGCUUUGCAAUCAGAACAUAUAAGUAAAUUGAGUUUCUGAGUUUCUGAUUCUUCUCUCAACUUAAUUCAAAACAUUUUUUCUAUAAAUUGACAUAGCGGAAAAAUAUUGUGCUCACAACACAGAUUUUAUUGAUGUACAUUUGUUAGCUUAUC
Messenger RNA from Sus scrofa (pig), 1445 nucleotides. Lineage: Eukaryota; Metazoa; Chordata; Mammalia; Artiodactyla; Suidae. The record is from RefSeq and is a predicted model, not a curated record.